GCGGGUCUGCGUUUCGCGUGUGCGCCAGUGGCGACUCCCAGGGCUGCGAGCUGGUCUCCCGUGGUGCCUGCGGUUCCGGUAACGACGCCAGUUGCGGCCCUUCCGCCGCCGGAACAUGGACUCCGCCGGCCAAGAUAUCAACCUGAAUUCUCCUAACAAAGGUAUGCUGUCUGAUUUCAUGACUGAUGUCCCUGUUGACCCAGGUGUUCCCUCCCGGACUUCUGCUGUGGAAGGUCUGACAGAGGUGGAAGAGGAAGAGCUUCAAGCUGAGCUUGUCAAGGUGGAAGAAGAAAUUGUCACUCUUCGUCAGGUACUGGCAGCCAAGGAGAGACACUGUGGAGAACUGAAAAGGAGGUUGGGCCUCUCUACCUUAGGAGAGCUGAAGCAGAACCUGUCUAGAAGUUGGCAUGAUGUGCAGGUCUCUACUGCCUAUGUGAAAACUUCUGAGAAACUUGGAGAAUGGAAUGAGAAAGUGACCCAGUCUGACCUCUACAAGAAGACCCAGGAAACCCUCUCACAGGCAGGACAGAAGACAUCUGCUGCCCUGUCCACCAUGGGCUCUGCCAUCAGCAGGAAGCUUGGAGACAUGAGGGCUCAUCCGUUCUCACAUUCCUUUAGCAGCAGCUACUCCAUCCGCCACUCAAUAAGUAUGCCGGUCAUGAGGAACUCUUCAACCUUCAAGUCAUUUGAAGACCGAGUGGGAACCAUAAAGUCUAAGGUUGUGGGUGGCAGAGAGAAUGGCAGCGAUAACCUCCCUUCCCCGACGAGUGGUGACCAGCCCCUGACGGAUCACGCACCUUUCUAAGCAUGUAAUAGCUCACCAGCCACAGAACAUAUGGAAGUACAUCAUCAUCAUCAUCACAACUGCAACUGCAUGAUGGAGCAACCAGCCAGGGCCAAUGAAUAGCUGGAUUUGAGGACAGCCAUGCCCAUUUACAUGCAGAUGUGGCAGCUGCCUUGGCAUGAAUUAGAGAACAGUCUUGUACAUAGAUAUUUUACACUGAAGUUCAUAGGUUGAAGCAGAUCGCUGUGCCAUCCUUUCCAGGGCCAAGGAAGUAGACAGGGUUGAGGGGCUUGUGGGGGGGUAUUGAAUAAAAGUCCAUGCUUUGGAAGUCUCUUUAACUUACCUGAGGGGAAGGAGAAGUGUCAGGAGUAUUAAGUGGCACUUCCCUUACUCCAAAAGAAAACAUUCACCUGGGAUGCACUGCUGUCCAUAUUCUGAAACCUUAUAAAGGAAAUAUCAUUAGUCUUAACUGUUUAAAUAAUAACCUGGCUUUGACAGAAGCAGAUUCACUUUUUUAAAUGGAAUGGACUACACAAAAAUUAAUUAGGCGAAACAGCUUUAACCUUAUCGUUGGAGAAUAUUUCUUUGAACUCAAGCUAAAAUUAAAGCCUUAUAUUGCCUUA
Molecule: messenger RNA, 1407 nt
Organism: Jaculus jaculus (lesser Egyptian jerboa)
Lineage: Eukaryota; Metazoa; Chordata; Mammalia; Rodentia; Dipodidae
Gene: Tpd52l2
Product: TPD52 like 2
Exons: 9
Coding region: 116-805 (229 amino acids)
Biological process (GO): carbohydrate metabolic process
Cellular component (GO): cytoplasm
Source: RefSeq, a predicted model, not a curated record